AUGAUUUCGGGACGCGGCCGGGAAAAUGCUGACGAGCUUCUUGAACACAGUGACAUUGCCAAGGCAUUAGACAGCAUCUUGGUAAUACCAGGUCUACGCGCAGGAUUUUGGCUAAAGAUGAUGCAUAACGUGAUUUACACUAGGUGUAACGAGGAAACGUGGGAUUACAUUGCCGGCUCUGCGUCUGUUGACAGUAAGACAGUGCAGGCAUUGGAGAAGAAGUGUCCCAGAUACUCAAAGAACGAUGAACAGCAGAUAGAGAGAUUGAUUGAUGAUGGUCUGAUAUUCGAGGACGUUGAAGUCUCCGGGAGACCCGACUUGAAAAGACGAUUGGCGCAACUACAAGUCGUAAUUCCAUCGCUUGAUACGUUCUUCGAUGACUGGAAAAUCUUGAAGGAUUGCUCUCUUUCCUUAAGCAACCUUAUUUUUAUCGUUAAAAAGAAUAUAAAAGCGUUAAAAGGCUAUAAAAGGUUAAAUUACGUAAAUUCUUUACUAAAAAAAGAGCUAUAA
Messenger RNA from Metarhizium acridum CQMa 102, 510 nucleotides. Lineage: Eukaryota; Fungi; Ascomycota; Sordariomycetes; Hypocreales; Clavicipitaceae. The record is from RefSeq and is a predicted model, not a curated record.